Molecule: messenger RNA, 561 nt
Organism: Cooperia oncophora
Lineage: Eukaryota; Metazoa; Nematoda; Chromadorea; Rhabditida; Trichostrongylidae
Source: the annotation of a GenBank genome assembly
AUGUUUGAAGGGAUUAGCAAUCUGUUUCUUUUAAAAUGGACGCCACAAAGCUGCUUAUUAGCUGACAAACGUCUAACACUUUUCAUCACACAUGGUGGUGCUGGGAGCAUGAUGGAGAGUGCGCAUCGCGCUAAGCCACUUAUUGUGGUUCCCUUGUUUGGCGAUCAAAUGAGAAAUGCAAAACUUAUCGAGAAGUUUGGUUAUGGUAUCCAUCUGGAGAAAUCUCACCUGCACGACAGCAACAUUCUUCGGAGCGCAAUCGAACGAAUCUUCUCUGAUCCUAAAUAUCAAAAAGCAGCCAAUCGGAUCAGCCAGCUACUGUCAAGACGUCCAUUCAGUCCAGAGGAGAAACUCGUGAAAACCGUUGAGCUCGCUGCAGAAUUUGGAGAUCUGCCCGAGACUAAAACGGCAGGAAGAAACCUUGGAAUUGUCGUGUAUUAUAACCUGGAUCUGAUUUUUAUAUUGGCAGCGACACUCGCUGCUUUUAUAGUUCUUGUACUACACAUCAUAGUCCGGUUAUUAAGGCGUAAUUUUGUUCCUCUCAAAUUGAAAUCUCAGUGA